Podarcis raffonei (Aeolian wall lizard) is the source of this 3259-nucleotide messenger RNA. It is a transcript of the gene RFNG, whose product is annotated as RFNG O-fucosylpeptide 3-beta-N-acetylglucosaminyltransferase. Gene Ontology annotation, cellular component: Golgi membrane. The transcript is spliced from 9 exons. NCBI's taxonomy places the organism in Eukaryota, Metazoa, Chordata, Lepidosauria, Squamata, Lacertidae. The record is from RefSeq and is a predicted model, not a curated record. The coding region runs from base 750 to 1961 and encodes 403 amino acids. Gene Ontology annotation, biological process: regulation of Notch signaling pathway; pattern specification process. Gene Ontology annotation, molecular function: O-fucosylpeptide 3-beta-N-acetylglucosaminyltransferase activity.
GGCCGCGGAGCCUUCGCUGCCCGCUGCCAACGCGCAACCCCCCGCCCCCGCCGCGCCCCUCCCGAUCUGCUCGGCGGAUGGCGCCGGAUCCUGAGCUGAGCGACAGAAAAACUUCAUCUUAUUGAAAGUGUGCCUAUCACCUGAAGAAAGGUGCAGAUGGGACACUGAUAAUGCACGUUAAUAAGAAGUGGCUGUACCUUAGUGAUAGAGCACAGGCCUGGCAUGAAGAAACUCUGAGAUUCCGUCUCCAACCAAAGGACCAGAUAGCAAGUGACAGGAAAGACCCCUACCUAAGACUCUGGAGAGCUGCUGCCAUUAAAAAUAAUACUGUAUCAGAUAGGCCAUCUGACUUUAAAGCAACUCCAUGUGUUCAUAAAGAGUAAAGCUGUGUGUGCACAGACCUGUCUUGAUUUUUGCUUCAUGGUGUCUUUAAACAUUCAGCCUCAAUACUUGUCAAUAUACAAUUUUAAAGUUGAUUAAAUGAACUUACAUAUACAAAUAAUACAGUGGCUUAGAGGCUUCCUCUCCCUGCGGAACAGGUGCCAACUCUGUGUUUUACUGUUAGGAUGACAAGUCCAGAGGUUAGAAACUGAAAUAUAAGUAGGUGUCUAUGGUAUUUGAGUGCCAUAAAAAUUAUACUCUGUUGCUGGGAAAUUCCUAGGCCUUGACAAAUGUAUCAGUUUCUGUUUUUCUCACCUUAAAAUAAUGUCACAAGUUUACAAUAUGACAAAGGCCCUUGGGGCUGAAGAAUGAGCUUUUCCUGCAUUAAGCUCAGUAAGAUCUGCUUCCUGCUCUCAGUUAUCUUUUGUGCAGUUCUCCUCUUGCUAAUCCCCAAAUUCCAGGCCAUUUGGAAACCUAGAAGUUAUCCACAGCCACAGCCACCACUUCCUUUUAAUGGUUCCAGCAACAGUGACAUCACUUUGCAGCUGGUGGAGUCCAGUUCAAUUGAUCAUUUGGAUGAUGAGGCGAACAAUAUAGUGUCCUUGGUGAAAGAAGAACUGUUAGAAGAAUGGAGUCACUAUAUCAUAACCACUGGGAGAUCUGGUCUGAAGGCUAACAGAAAGAUGAAUGAGAGCCCAAUUAAUCAAUUGGACAAUUUGAUGAAAGACCAUGAGGAACCUGCUUUAGCCUCUGCUAAGGAAAAGCUGGAGUUGAAGGAUAUCUUUAUUGCUGUGAAAACAACAAGGAAAUACCAUAGAACAAGGCUGAACUUGCUGUUCCAAACAUGGAUUUCUCAGGCUAAGGGGCAGACAUUUAUAUUCACAGACUGGGAUGAUCAGGAGCUACGUCUCAGGGCAGGGGACCAUGCAAUCAAUACCAACUGCUCAGCUGUUCACACUCGCCAAGCUCUCUGCUGCAAGAUGUCCGUGGAAUAUGAUAAAUUCCUAGAGUCUGGGCGAAAGUGGUUUUGUCAUGUGGAUGAUGAUAACUAUGUGAACCUGCACAAUCUCCUGCAUCUCCUGUCUGCUUUUUCACACAGCCAAGAUAUAUAUGUGGGGAGACCAAGUCUAGACCAUCCAAUUGAAGCAGCAGACCAUGUUCGGAAUGAUGGAUCAACCACUGCAAAGUUCUGGUUUGCCACAGGUGGUGCAGGGUUCUGCAUCAGCAGAGGUCUUGCCCUCAAGAUGAGCCCCUGGGCUAGCCUAGGAAGCUUCAUCAGCACUGCAGAGAGAAUUCGACUCCCCGAUGACUGCACCAUUGGUUACAUUAUUGAGGGGCUGUUGGAGGUGAAACUCUUGCGCAGCCCCUUGUUCCACUCUCAUCUGGAAAACUUGCAGCAGCUGCGUGGCGAAGCUGUGCUGAAGCAGGUUACCUUGAGUUAUGGUGGUCCUGAAAACAGGCGCAAUGUUGUAAGCGUGGGUGAAGUGUUCAACAUACAGCAAGAUCCAACUCGAUUCAAAUCUGUCCACUGUCUCCUCUACCCUGACACUGGAUGGUGCCCCAGUCUAACAGUGAACUGAUAUCUGCCCUAACAUUCAGCAAGGACUCUUGCUGGUCCUUUUUUUUAAUGUGCAGCCAAAGCUGUCUUUGGGGAGAAAACGGAACACAAGGUCAAAGCAAGUGUCGAGGUGCCCUGGCCACUAUUGUAAAUGGUCUUUGGACAUAUCUUUAGUCUUGAAGCACAUCAUAAGCUAUAUCUGCAAUGCUCUUCUCACUCCUUUUCUGAUCACAUAUAUGUCAUGUUAGCCAAAACUGUUUCCUAUUGCAUUGCAUUUGUACAACCUCAGGAAUGUUACAGUCUGGCACUGUAGCAAUAUAGUUGAGGGCUAAUCUUCUUUCUACUAGAAUGCUUGGAGUAAAGCACAAAGCUUUGUUUUAAGACUUCACAUAGGAAAACAAGAGGGUUUUUUAAAUGGAAAAAUAGUGUAAUCAAGAAGUUGUAGCCUGUUGUUUAUUCUGCCUCAGUAUCUGUAUCCUUGUGGAACCACACUAGAAAUGCAAGUGACUGCUUGCCUACUAAUGAUUAUAAAGUAGACCAGUAUUUACAGAGUGCGUAUUCUCAGAAAUACCCUGGGAGGUGAUACAAUAGCCAUUUUCAAAUAUCUGAAGGGCUGUCACAUGGAAUAAGCUUUCCCUCCCUUUUUUUCUACUCCAGAGUGUAGUACCUGAACCAAUGGAUUCAAAUUCCAGAAAGGAGAUUCCAGUUAAACAUUGGGAAGAACUUUUCUGAUAGGGAGAACUGUUAUGACAGUGCAACAGACAACCUCAGAAAGUGGUGGACUAUCCUUAAUUGGAGGUUUUAAAGAGGUUGGGUGGCCUUUGUCAGGGAUUUUUUUAGUUGUGAUUCCUGCAUUGUAGGGGGUUGAAUUAGAUGCCCAUCGGGUCCCCUCCAACACUAUAAUUCUUUGAUUCUAUCCUGCUCCUGUGUUCCAUGCUAUAGCAGAGCCACUUGCCUUUAUGGCCAUUUGAAAGCUAUCUUAUACAUGUACUGUAUUUCACGUUUGCCUGGCUGAAAAACAUAUACAUACACAAGUCCCCCACUGUUACCUCCAAGUCCCACACCUAUUUGUCUUGAGCAUUCUGUGCCCUCACCACUAACUAAUAUAAUUGAAACCCCCAUUUAUCUUGGCUGGACCACUAUACGUUUAUUGCUUUUUGUAUUGUAGCUUGUCUCCUCUUCUUGAUGCAUUCCACAAUCAAUAUGCUGGAUAUAUGAGGAAAGAACAUUUGUUAACUCAUGAUGUAUGUGAUACUAUUUAAGGACUUUUUCGAUGAUGGACUGGAUUAGCUCUAUAAAGGACGUUUUAUAAUCCUGGAA